Molecule: messenger RNA, 3889 nt
Organism: Fimicolochytrium jonesii
Lineage: Eukaryota; Fungi; Chytridiomycota; Chytridiomycetes; Spizellomycetales; Powellomycetaceae
Product: WD40-repeat-containing domain protein
Exons: 11
Coding region: 384-3716 (1110 amino acids)
Biological process (GO): transcription by RNA polymerase III
Cellular component (GO): transcription factor TFIIIC complex
Molecular function (GO): protein binding
Source: RefSeq, a predicted model, not a curated record
GUCCUGCAACUGGGCUUGGGGCUCAAAGUCCCCACUGCAGCAAACACAUCUUGUGCAUGCUAUUUCAAGCUACCGUUUGCUAGACUCUCGUCUUGCCUUCCAGAGUACUCGCUGCUUGAUAAAGUCUUCUAGCCGCUCUCCUUCGGCGUGGCUGAUCAUCUGGCCCGUCUUUACCGAGCUCCGCCGAUUUAUUCUGUUUUUGCUUUCGGUCAAGUCUCCGCAGAAACUUGCAACUCCAAGCUGUAGAAGGGCAGGGCUUAGGACAAGCUGGUCGAGCAUAGCACUCUCAAUAUACGCCUCUGGUACCGCGUUAGCAACGGAGUUCCCCAUUUUCCCAGGCUUUAGUACGAGCCCGUUCUGGCCGGGGAGAGGGGAGAGGAACGAUGACCACUCCCAGCAGACCUCGCAGGAAGGCAACGAGAAGGAAUUAUGCCGUGGAUGCUGGUGAAGGUGAAGAGGGCGAAGAGGGAACUGUCGACGACGGUCAGAAUGGACAGGAGCCAGCGCCAGACACACCGCUCCAGGCAAAUAGCGCUCAGUCAGCUCCAUCAACCUCGCAGCCGGACCCAGAAGCACAGGCGGAGGACUUGGAUGCUCAGCAUCCAGCGCUAGUAAAGCUGCUGGAACUCCUCAACAAAGCAUUAGAAGAAAAAGCGCUCGUGCCGUUCACCCCGGAGUUGAUGUUGGAGGUCAACAGCAGUUUCGCGGCGGAGGCUGACACGCCAUCCAAAUCGGUCUUGAAGAAACGCGGAAGACCUGGGAAGAAAAGAGUAGAGCAGAGUGAAACCAAUGGGGCGGAGGGGGGCGCUGACAGUGCAGGACAGGCCGGGGCAGAGAGUACUGGCGUUGAAGCGGAGACACCAAAGGAGCCUUCAACACCGCAGCCAGCCAAACGUGGGCGCGGGGAAGAGAAAGCAACCGAGACGGUAGGAACAGCCGCUGGGGGGGAGCAGGCCAGCGUGGACACUUCAGUCGAAGAUCAGGUCACAAAUACGGGUACUGCCAAGAAGAAGAUUGGGCGGCCCAGCACGAAGAAGACAAAAGCAAAGCCUGGGAAUAAGAAGGGCGCAGCCGCAGAGGACCCAGAUUGUGAUCCUGCUAAUGGCGAUGUCGAUGUGCCUGAAAGUGGAUCGGCGAGCGCACAAAGUCAGGUCAGGAAGAAGAGGGGAAGGCCCAGUAAAAAAGAGAUCCAAGCACGCGAAGCACAGGCGGCGGCGGAAGCUGUUGGUGGGGACGAAGAGGAACACAAUGGGCAUACAACAGUUGGCGCGAAAAAGCCAGCAAAGCGGAAAGCAGCAUCAAGCCUACCCACGAAAGCCAGCAAGAAAGCCAAGGUCGUCGAGGAAGUGGAGGUUGUUCGGUACGUGCUGCCCAUUCGAAUGGACAACGGGCGAUUCAAGUGCUGCGUUCCCUCUUGCGAUAAAGACUUCCUCAAUGUUGUUGGGAUUCGCUACCACUUCGGAAACCAUGUGCAUGAUGUGUUGGACUUUCUGCGAUGGGCGUAUCCCGUCGAAAGCACACCGGCUGCAACCGAACAGCCUAGAGAAGGCGCCGUGCACAAUGAUGCGUCUGCGGCUCCCGGAGGCGAUACAGAGGUUGGCGGGCCAGCCACCGUGUCAGCAGACGGGCCUUCUGCCGAUAUCGAUCUUACUGCUGAUCCACCAAGCGGCGGCCCGGCCACACAAGACGCCAACCAGGAAUCGUCUGCAUCCGAAGAAAAAGGCGUCAGAGCGGACGUAAUAGCUCUCUACGACGAGAUCCCAUUCGACUCCUGGCCGAUAUCCAUCGAUACCUACGAGACCUACAUCCCACGAGCGAAGAAGCCCACCACGCUUGCCUUCCAGAUGGGUGUCUCGAAAGAGCGCAUCGCCCGACUAAGAGAAAAGCAGAAGGAAGUAAUUUCACUGGAGAGGAAGAAAAGGCUUCCUCUGAAGAAUUUGCGCGAGAAGACCACUGUGUCGAGCCCUGUGGCGUCUGUCAAGAAGUUGCGCGGGGAGACCGCCACGUCGAGCCCUGUGGGGUCACCAAAGGGGAAAGGAAUCAGACAAGGCGAUUUAUGGAUUUCUUACUUGCCGCAUCCGCAAAUGAAAGAUGAGGAAGAGGAGUCGGUGGUGCGAUCGGCGUUACCUGACAUCACGCCUGCGCCGAUAUAUCUCAGAGAUUUCGAACUUGUUUCUGACGACAAAGGGGUCGAAUACCUACCCGCCAAAGGACCAGUGAACAUCAAAAUCAACCUGGGCGGCACGGCCGGCGACCCUUUUACGCUCGCAAAGUUCGAGACUGUACCCUGUUCUAACAAGCGUGGCAGUAGGAAACGCGUCUUGUGUUAUGCCGGCGGGUCCGUUUGGGGCUUGGAUUGGUGUCCGUUGCCUGAGGAUGCUUCAACUCAGUACCUGGCGGUCGGCGGCUACAAAAUGACCAUUGAGGAGCACCACGUCCUAAGUGCAAAGCAGGACGCGAAGAGCGGCGCCGACGCGAAAGGGUGCAUCCAGAUCUGGAACCCCGGACAUCUCAGCGAUGACAAAACGACGGUAUCGGAAUCGGACACAGCUUCUCCCAUGCUCGAUAUGUGUAUACUGCACGAGUACGGAUGCGUGUUUGACAUUAAGUGGGCGCCGGCGGGACAUUAUCAGGACCCAAAUUUGGACGCAGGCACUGGGACAUUACCGCAACUGGGGAUCUUCGCUGUCACAUUCGGAGACGGAAGCCUGAGGCUCUUGCAGAUACCGCAUCCAUCAGCCAUGCGGAGAUCUUUGUCAAUUGCACCCGAUCAGACAUUAUAUGUGAAGGCGAAUACCUAUUUACUCACAGCAUCCAUGCCUGACGCCACGUUCUCGAAGUUGGCAUGGAAUGGCCCGGACAUGCUCGCUAGCACGUGCAGCAAUGGUGCGAUCGCCCUCUGGUCUCUCAGGGAAGCAAUUGAGCGGAAACGAGCGGCAUUCGAGGAGAGUGCAAUGUAUGUUGAUGGCAGCGAUGGGUCGCCUGAAGAUGACCCAGAGCCCCUAGCCUACAUCCUCGCCCACGAAGCCAACAUAACAGCCCUUGAAUUCACCGGCCCAUACCGCGGGCGCAUCGGCCAAUCUCUCCUCACCUCUGGCGCCGACGGGCGUCUCCUCACGCGCGACAUCCGCGAUCCCUGGAGCUCCGCACUUCUUACCCGCUUCCCCAUGGUUAUGGCCGCCAUGACGUACGUGCCGAUGGAAAAUCGCAUCGUCUUCGCGGAUAGUGAGAACGUGCUCCGGACGAUGCGCGUAGGCGAGGAAGCGAAGAAUCCUAGCAAGAAGGAGAACAAGGAUGAUGGUGAUGAUGCCGGAGCGUAUCACCGGCAGAGGACCAGUUACAUCGCAGCGCAUCAAGCGUGUAUAUGGCAUGUGAAGCGGUCGGAUCAUCUACCUUUCGUAUGCAGUGGCAGUGCUGAUGGAUCUGUGACUGUCUCCACUGUGCGACGGACUGGAGCUAAUAGAUUUCACAAACCGGUCCAGGUUUUUCUCUACCGGCUAGAAUAUGAUCAGCCGUCGGACACAUUCACUCUCUUCGACGACCUGAAUCCUCAGAUUGUUGCAGACAACCCACGGACUGUGCCCAUCAACUUUUUCGGCCCUGAAAUCGCGAUCCAGAAGGUGGCGUGGAACCCCAACGUCAACGCAUCUUCCUGGAUCGCUUCUGCGGGGACUGCCGGGUUGGUGAGGAUCGAGACCUGUUUCAAGUUCAUGUGAUGUGCAACACGCACAAUCACCCACAUACAUACGCUUAUUGCACAUUGUACAUAUCAUUGCGCUCUUGCGCCACGCAUCUAUCUUAUGCUCUGGUUGCUGUACAUACUCACUGCUUCAUUCUUAACACGAGCGGAAUCAAACGCAUAUCUUCAUACCUGCAGCGUGUUGGGAAC